Messenger RNA from Colletotrichum phormii, 1450 nucleotides. RefSeq lists its product as uncharacterized. NCBI's taxonomy places the organism in Eukaryota, Fungi, Ascomycota, Sordariomycetes, Glomerellales, Glomerellaceae. The transcript has a single exon. The record is from RefSeq and is a predicted model, not a curated record. The coding region runs from base 237 to 1274 and encodes 345 amino acids.
CUCCUGCGUCUGCUUUGCUGCCCGCCGUUGCCACCCGACCCCGUCCAAAUUCUGUCGAUUAGUCCCCGUCCCUGCCCACCACUGCCCACUGCCCCCACCCCCUCUCUGUGCGACACUCUCACCCAAGUGUCUGUCUCUCCAGUUGUGCGGUUGCGUUUGUACAAGCAAAUUCCCUUUUUUUUCUUAAUUCUUUUUUGCAGCAAACAUCAAAUCGCACAACAGCCACAACCGCAAACAUGGUCGUCGGUUUACUCAGCAUCCCGCGGGAAAUUCGCGAUUUGAUCCUCGACGAAAUCAUCUUCCUUCCUGACCGCCAACCACCGCCCAGUCCCUCCGUCAGCCAGGACCGCAAGAGGCGCGAGUACAAGGGCAAAGGUUUUUUCGAUGGCCACGACAUUUGGGUUGAGAAGAAGGUUCGCUCCCCGCCCUCCGGCUCCCCCAACACCAACAUCUUCCUCGUCAAUCGACAGAUAUACGCCGAAGCCAAGGCGCUGCUUGCGACAAGGGGGACGCAUUGCCGUCUCGAUGUAAUGUAUGUCAAGGAAUGUGGCUUGUGGCCGACUUGGCUCGCGGUGCCAAGAGCGACCCGCCAUGCCGACAGCCUCCGAGUCCAAUUUCGAAUUUUCGACCCCCCCUCCGAUGUCAACCCGGACUGGAAGAAUGAGGAACAGUUUCGAGGCGGUAGCGGCGGUCCGCCCUUCAUCGUCUGGAAUUUCUAUGCCAUGCUGUCCGGUUAUCUUCAGUAUGGCCCGACCGCCUUCAGUAGUAUCGUCGCCGACCCGGCCAAAUUCACCAUCAAGAACCUCGUGCUCGACGUACUGCCACCGCCGCCUGGCCAGAAGCACGAUCGGCUUGUCUCCGGCGGUGCACCGCGACCGCCCGCCCAUGACAUGUUUGAAAGGUUCACCACCAUGGUCAUGGACGCGGAAAAGCGAGAGAGCAGAGGGAUCACUUGGCCCCGUCCGCCACAAGGCAAGGAGCACCUCAUUCCAGCCGAGAAGCUGGCUUUCUUCAUGUGCUGCCAGAUUGGAGGUCUCCUGUCCAUGUAUCGUGAUUGGGCCGACUUCGGCGCCGCCCUGUACGAAGGCAUCGGAACCAUCCAGAUCCGCGUCAACGGCGAACUCAGACGCCACUUCGACCUAGACGAGAUGCUCGCCAGGUUACCCAUCCAGCCGAUUGCGGCGUGGAACGAGAAAGAACAGCAAAAGAGACAGAAGCGCUUCGACGACUGGAAAGCCCAAGCGAUAACAACGAGACAAGGUUGGAAGAAAUGAUGGGAAAAAAAAGACAACUUGGAAUGAUGACAUGAAAUGCCUUUUUCUUUUUUUCUUUUGCUUUGGCCGUACUGGCCACUAGAGGGGGGGACUCCCUCUUUUGCAUGGGGCAGCGAUACCACCGGAUAGAGGGCUUCCUUUUGGGAAAUGUCUUUUUGCUUUGGAGCAUGGUGCAU